AUGGCAUUUUUGGGCAUCACAUACUCUCUUGACAGAGACGAGAAUUUCGAUAAAUUCGUUGAUAGUUUGGAAAUCCCUGAAGAUAAGAAACAGUUGCUGCUUUCUUUCAAACCCUCCCAGUCGAUUAGAAAGGAAGGUGAUGCAUAUGUAUUGAACACAACAAGCCCUGGUGGUGGCAGCAAGGAUUUGAAAUUCCAAGACGGUGUUGAGUUUGAUGAGGAAGUUGCUCCAGGCGUCGUUGCAAAAUCAACUUUCAAAGUUGAAGGCAAUGUCGUAACCCAAGUUCAAAACCUUGGUGACCUUGUCCUCACCUACAAGAGGGAAUACUCUAACGAUCAACUCGUCGUGGUUCUUUCAUCCAGCAAAUGGGACGGAGUUGCACGAAGAUACUACAAAGCGGCCUAA
Danaus chrysippus (African queen) is the source of this 405-nucleotide messenger RNA. The record is from the annotation of a GenBank genome assembly. NCBI's taxonomy places the organism in Eukaryota, Metazoa, Arthropoda, Insecta, Lepidoptera, Nymphalidae.